This is a messenger RNA of Acomys russatus (golden spiny mouse), 802 nucleotides long. RefSeq names its product small cysteine and glycine repeat-containing protein 6-like. NCBI's taxonomy places the organism in Eukaryota, Metazoa, Chordata, Mammalia, Rodentia, Muridae. The transcript has a single exon. The coding region runs from base 1 to 327 and encodes 108 amino acids. The record is from RefSeq and is a predicted model, not a curated record.
AUGGGUUGCUGUGGCUGUGGCAGUUGCAGUGGCUGUGGCGGCUGUGGCUGUGGUGGCUGUGGCUGUGGCGGCUGUGGCUGUGGUGGCUGUGGCUGUGGUGGCUGUGGCUGUGGCUGUGGUGGCUGUGGCUGUGGUUGUGGUGGCUGUGGCUGUGGUGGCUGUGGUGGCUGCUGUGGUUGUUGUAGCUGCUGCAAACCUGUGGUCGUCUGCUGCUGCCGUCGCACCUGUUGCCACUCCUGUGGCUGUGGCUGUGGCUGUGGGAAGGGCUGUUGCCAGCAGAAGUGCUGUUGCCAGCAGAAGUGCUGCUGCAAGAAGUGCUGCUGCUAAGAGGACUCAACCUGGUCCUUGGGAAUGUGCAGCAGGUAACUGUCUGGUUCAUAAGACUUUCUCUCUUUUCGCCUGUCCACUGUGACUCAAGGCACAAGAGUUCGUCCAUAUGCCUUGGUUGCUAAGGGUCUGUCUCCAAGUGAAAAUGCCAAGAAGGAGCUUGCCUAUAAACAACCAACCUGAGCAUGAACUCAACAGAAUAGCAUGUUGAUUCUCAAUGUUAUAUCCUUUGAUUUCCUCCACUUGAAUGCUUCUUUCUACCUCUCUUCCCCACCUCCCCUCUCCCUGUAGCUUCCACACACUGUACCUCAGCUAAGGGUUUCAUUUCUGUGAAACUAAGAUAGUCUUCUCCUAAUAAACGACAUAAAAUUGUCAAUCUCUCUGUUUCUUUUCUCAUUCCGGCGUGUCUAACCAAAAAUGCAACUAAACUCAGAAAAGUAAAUCUCCUGCUGUUGGCUCAAGACAGAUGUAGAAU